AUGAAACAGACUGCAAAUAAGUUAAAUGAACCUGCAGAAACGUUACACAAUAAUACAGUGCAGAAAUUACCGAGACAUUUGGAGCAGGGUACAGAGAGAAACGUACUUACACACUGCUUGAGCAGAUUGGAGUAUGACCAGAUCGUUGAUGAUAUGCUUGACCAGGGGAGAACUACUGAGGACGAUGAUAUGAUUGCCACAAGGAGAAUAUUGAGGCCACCAAAGAAAGGCUCAGCUGCAGAGAUUGUUGGGAAGCGAGAUAGGUACCGUGUUGAUGGCUCGAAGAUAAUGAAGAUCUACCUAGAUCCUAAGGAGCGGAAUAACACAGAAUACAAGUUGGAAACCUUUGCUGGUGUUUACAGAAAAUUUUGUGGGAAGAAUGAGGUUUUUGAGUACCCUUUGUCAGAGGCUAGUUAA
This is a messenger RNA of Cryptomeria japonica (Japanese cedar), 417 nucleotides long. RefSeq names its product small ribosomal subunit protein eS7-like. Gene Ontology annotation, biological process: ribosomal small subunit biogenesis; rRNA processing; translation. The record is from RefSeq and is a predicted model, not a curated record. The transcript has 4 exons. Bases 1 to 417 code for a protein of 138 amino acids. Gene Ontology annotation, molecular function: structural constituent of ribosome. Lineage: Eukaryota; Viridiplantae; Streptophyta; Pinopsida; Cupressales; Cupressaceae. Gene Ontology annotation, cellular component: cytosolic small ribosomal subunit; ribosome; small-subunit processome.